GCGUUGACUCAUGUGUCUUCCCAAACCUUCAAAACCCCGUUCGCGCAGAUCCAAACACUUCAUUCCGUCUGCUCCUACUCCUUUCUCUUCGAGGGAUUCCUAAUUUCCCUCUUUUACCCUCUUCUCAUCAUCGUCGCUACGUUUCUCAUCUGUACCUGCAAAGAUGUCGAGCGCUUUAGAUUUUUCUCUCGAUGAUAUCAUCAAGAACAGCAAAAAGUCGGGAUACGGUAACGCCAGUGCCCGCGGCAGAGGUUCCGGUCCCGGUCCAGCUCGACGCUUUCCCAAUCUCGGCGCCAAUCGAGCGGCUCCGUAUACGACCGCCAAGUUUGGUUAUCAGGCACCGGAAAUGCCGUGGCAACACGAUAUGUACACAGUUCCAGGGAUGGGAUACGGAGUACAAGCUGGUGGGGCAUCUUCUAUUGAGACCGGAACGAAGCUCUACAUCUCUAAUCUAGAUUACGGCGUCUCGAACGAGGAUAUCAAGGAAUUGUUUUCUGAAGUUGGUGACCUGAAACGUUAUGCAAUCCACUAUGACAGGAGCGGGAGAUCGAAGGGGACAGGAGAAGUUGUGUUCUCCCGUCGAGCAGAUGCUGUGGCUGCUGUCAAGAGAUACAAUAAUGUUCAGCUUGAUGGGAAACCAAUGAAAACAGAGAUUGUCGGAACAAACAUAUCAACCCCUGCACCUCCUGCUGGUAACCGAACUUUUGGAAACUCAAAUGGAGUUCCCAGAGGGGGGCAAGGUAGGGGUGGUGCAAUGAGUAGACUUCGUGGUGGUGCUGCCGGUGGUCGCAGAUCUGGAAGGGGCCAGGGACGAGGACGAGGACGAGGCCGAGGCCGUAGUGAUAAAGUUUCUGCAGAAGAUCUAGAUGCUGAUUUGGAGAAGUAUCAUUCAGAAGCAAUGGAGACGAGCUGAAGUAAUUACCAUCUCUUGUUAUUCUCUCGGUUGGCUUUCCAUUAUUCUUCUGUGGCCUUGAUGUGAUCGUGCAAGAAGGCAGACUCUUUUCUGUAUUUCUACCAAGUCGUAUUAGUUAGGAUAAUUUUAAUUUGCUACUCGUAGAAAGAGCUGUUAGGAUCUUGUUUUAUGGAGUUUGGGCUUUUAUAAUGCUUGUUCAUUUGCUUUGGGUAUCAAUUAUGAGGUUUUAGACAACUGUCAGCAUGUAAGCUGCACUCGUGAUUUACUUUUUGUGAGCUUCUUAAGUAGUAGUGACAUAUUUGCAAGUCGGCUAGAGCAUUGGAACUCUCCUGUCUUUAUUCAUGUACAAAGAAGCUGUUAAGAGACGAACCAUGCAAGGAAUGAGCGUUGGAAAAUCGCCAGAGCUCCAAUAUCGUUGGGUUGAAUCUGCUUUGUGAAUUGAGUGAUGUCUUCACUUGAGGGAACAUUAGUAGUCCUGCUAGUUAUAUGUGGCUCUCGACUGGACUGACAUAGCAUAUCAUGGUAAUUUAUCUUGGUCAUGCUACCAUUCAACCUGUUGACAGUAGGUGUUUCAAUAGAUGGAAUGUGGUUUCAAGUAACUUCAGAUGUACGUGAGAGACGAGUCUUGUUCUCAAAUACAUCAUUUCCUGUUUCAUUUUAAAUGGUGAUACUCAUCAUGCAUACAUGAUGCUACUUUUGUGGGGGUUUAGGCAUGGAGGAUGUGCGCGCCUAGUGCCAGAUGUUGGUCAGGAAAGUGGCUGGCACACGACGAGGUGACUGGAGCCUGAUGUUGUCUAGUAAUGUCGAUGCCAUUAAUGUAAGAGUUGUGAAAUUUUUUUUCUAUGAUAUUGCUUAAGCAUUCUUGGCACCGCAUUAUGUUGCGUGUUUUCCUGUUGGGUCGGCAUGCAUUGUUAGACCUUUUUUAUGUUUACUACUCUUAGAGCUCUCUGUUGUAA
This is a messenger RNA of Tripterygium wilfordii, 1869 nucleotides long. Its product is annotated as THO complex subunit 4A-like. The record is from RefSeq and is a predicted model, not a curated record. Gene Ontology annotation, cellular component: nucleus. Bases 164 to 913 code for a protein of 249 amino acids. Gene Ontology annotation, molecular function: mRNA binding. The transcript is spliced from 6 exons. Gene Ontology annotation, biological process: mRNA export from nucleus. Lineage: Eukaryota; Viridiplantae; Streptophyta; Magnoliopsida; Celastrales; Celastraceae.